This is a messenger RNA of Apis florea (little honeybee), 620 nucleotides long. It is a transcript of the gene Rim, whose product is annotated as Rab3 interacting molecule. Gene Ontology annotation, cellular component: presynaptic membrane; cytoskeleton of presynaptic active zone. The record is from RefSeq and is a predicted model, not a curated record. Gene Ontology annotation, biological process: intracellular protein transport; regulation of membrane potential; positive regulation of synaptic transmission. Gene Ontology annotation, molecular function: small GTPase binding; transmembrane transporter binding. Lineage: Eukaryota; Metazoa; Arthropoda; Insecta; Hymenoptera; Apidae.
UAGGGACGAAAUGGGACAGGCACAACGUGACGAAUUCCAUUCCAUUUGAUUUGCAGGUAAUAUGGGUGUGCAUCCUUUGUCGCAAGAAGCAAGAGUUGCUGUCAAAGACCGGGCAAUGGAUAACGAAGACGGGCCUGGCCGCCGGGGACAACGCGAUGGUGCGACGAAUGCAGGACAUGCAGGUGGGUGGUCCUCCGGGACUCGUGGACCAAACUCAGGAUAAAAGACCGAAACUCGAGAGAGCGCACAGCGCGGCCGAAAAGGAGAAUUUGCCAUUGUUACUAAGCAGCGGAAGUUUGCUCAGAAGGCAGUACUCUCAGCAAGAGCAAGGCCCAGGGCGUCGACUGCCGACGAGCGAUAGCGGAGUGGACAUGUCCGUUUCGCCACACUCGAGAAGCCUUCCGACGCCCCACCUAGCGUCAUCCCAUCAGGUCCAACAACCGCCCAGGCAUCCGGACGCUUACGCGGAGGAUGACCCGAAUCUGUACAGAGGGGAGAUCGACGGUCUCAUGAAACAGCAGAACUACCAGCAGAGGCAACGGCCGAUCUACCCGGUGAGUGGGACCUACCCGGUUCUCUCUCGAUUGGUUCAGCCCCCGGGAACGAACGGUGGCGAUACG